Hymenoscyphus albidus is the source of this 7878-nucleotide messenger RNA. The record is from the annotation of a GenBank genome assembly. Lineage: Eukaryota; Fungi; Ascomycota; Leotiomycetes; Helotiales; Helotiaceae.
UUAUACUGGAUUCCCUUAUACUCAUGGAAGAAGGGAAACACGAAGGAAAAAAUGAAUCAACUACAACCGCCCAGCAGAUCAGCAAUCAAACUUGCAAUGACAGUAACCCAGCCCUUACGCAAUUUCCGUUUCCAUGAUCAUUGGGGUCAUGUUAUCCGAAAAGCGUCAAGCAAUUGGAACAGUCAGAAAGUGGUGUCCGGUACAGGCCGAUGGGAAGUGAGUACUCAGUACACUUGCAGACUAGCUCGGUUGUUAUGCAUCAAACAAUCCCACGAGCGACUUGAUCCGCUGUGCCCUUGACGAUGAUGAGCCCUUGGCCAUCCACUCCACUAGCCUAGCUGGGGGUUACCGUGAAACAAGGCCUGCGAAUAAUGGAAGGGGAAAUAAAAAAACAUAAAAAGCUCCUCCACCCCCUCCGCAUCCCCAAUUUCACACCUUUUGCUCAACACCACUUCCACUUGCACCCAUUGCCUCCCUCCUUCUAUACUGCCAUUGCGUGCUGUUGUGCUGUGCCCUGCCCCGCCGUUCUGAACGACCUCGCUGCAAUCAAACAGCUGUUUUGUUGACCCUGAAUUGUGAGUUUACGCUGUGAUGCUUUCCCUCCUUUUUUCGCUCGCCCUCCCAUGCCUCGAUACCUAUGACCCCGCCGAUGCGAUCGUUAUCGCUCCCGCGGCCAGCAAAUAGCGACCGACCAGCAUCUUGUAACCUCCACGCACGACACGACCUCAAAGAGAGAUGACGGGUCGAUUUGUGCAUUUCCUGGCAUCUCCGUUUUCAUCAAGCAGAAACGGAAGCAAUUUUGGGGAUUUUCGCAGCCGAAUCCCGGUGCUAGAGGAGACGAUGUUGUCACCAUGGCUUCGUUCCGGGGUUCAUCCAAGGGUGAAAGCUUGCAAGCGCACCCGCAGGCUCGCCCUCUCACACGCUCGCCUGCUCGCCUGCUCCUACCAACCCCUCCUCCCUCCUCUCUCCCCCUCCCGAAUUCGCCUGCCCACGGACCAAUAAAACGCCUCCCAAAGGGCCCUUCAUACUUCACCCACAUUCAGUCAACUAGACUUUUUUUCAACUUUUUCUUUGAUCAUUUGCUGACCACAAUCACCUAUCAAGACUCAACCCUCGCCUCAACGCUGCUGCGAUCAAUCAAAAAUCAAUACCUCUCUUUUGCGGACGGUACCCGACUACUCUGCACGAAACACCCUCCUUCAUACCUUCACGCGAAGUAUCCGUUUCUGAAAUCGCCGCCACUUUGCCUGCUAUGGCAAAAGUCGACGAUUUCAACGAUAGACAAGAUCAAAUCGACGCCGAGAAUGAACCCUACCAUCAGUAUGAAUAUCAGACAGAGGAGAACGAGUCAUGGGCUGGUGCCCUUCCCGUGAAGCAGUAAGUGAUCUCUGCCUCAUGCCAUGGAACCCUGUGUCCAAUGGAGCAGCGCUGACCCGAAUCUUUAGAGGUCUUUACGAUCCGGGCUUGGAAAAGGAUGCUUGCGGUGUCGGAUUUGCAUGGUAUUUCAAUUCACUGGUGAACCUCUGCAAGGGUUGAGAGAACUAACUUGUAUUUGUAGCAACAUCAAGGGCAAACCUAGCCACAAGAUUGUUAGCGAUGGUAUGGUCCUUUCUGGUUGUAGCUGGAAGCAAAACGCUAACACUGGUUGUCCACAGCUCGAAACCUUCUUUGUAAUAUGACUCAUCGUGGUGCGGUGGGAUCAGAUGCACGAGACGGAGACGGAGCGGGUGUUAUGACCUCUAUUCCACACAAGUUUUUCAUCAAGAAUUUCGAGCGGGAAGAGGAUAUAAAGUUGCCUCCAUUGGGUCAAUAUGCGGUGGGAAAUCUGUUUUUCAAACCCGAUGAGGAGACGUUGCAAGAAUCAAAGAGACAAUUGGAAGAGAUCUCGGAGUCGUUGGGUUUGCGGGUAUUGGGAUGGCGAGAGCCUCCUAAAGAUUCUACUCUUCUUGGUCCUGCUGCUGCCUCUCGUGAGCCUAUUAUCCUGCAGCCAUUCGUUGUGCUAGCAUCUUCGUAUGGCCCUGGCAAGUCGCCAGAAACCACCGAUCCAGAUCAUUUUGAUUUCAAACAUUUCGAGAGGCAACUCUACGUAUUGCGAAAGCGUGCGACCCAUACCAUCGGACUCCACAACUGGUUCUACCUAUGCUCUCUGUCUAACAAGAAUAUUGUUUACAAAGGUCAAUUGGCCCCCAUCCAGGUCUAUCAGUACUAUUAUGAUCUGGUAAAUGCCGAUUACGAGGCCCAUUUUGCUCUUGUCCACUCCCGAUUCUCAACUAACACUUUCCCUUCUUGGGAUCGUGCUCAGCCUCUGCGCUGGGCAGCUCACAAUGGUACGGAACCUCGUAAAUUCUUAUGCGUGUUCAUGCACUAACACCGUAAUUAGGUGAAAUCAACACGCUUCGAGGUAACAAGAACUGGAUGCGCGCGCGUGAAGGUGUCAUGCAGUCUGACAUAUUUGGUGAUGACAUGGAAUCCCUCUACCCAAUCGUCGAAGAUGGUGGCUCUGACUCGGCUGCUUUCGACAAUGUACUCGAAUUAUUGACCAUUAAUGGAGUUUUGUCACUUCCUGAGGCCGUGAUGCUCAUGGUCCCAGAAGCAUGGCAAGACAACUCGGCUAUGGAUCCUAAAAAAGCUGCAUUCUACGAGUGGGCUGCUUGCAAUAUGGAGCCCUGGGAUGGACCUGCUCUCUUCACAUUCGCCGAUGGAAGAUACUGCGGUGCGAAUCUCGACAGAAAUGGUCUUCGUCCUUGUAGAUACUAUGUAAUGGAUGAUGACAGGAUCAUUUGCGCAUCUGAGGUCGGAACUAUUUCCGUUGACCCCGAGCGAGUUAUUCUCAAAGGGCGCCUGCAGCCCGGGAAAAUGCUUCUCGUCGAUACUCUAGCAGGUCGAAUCAUUGAUGACGCUGAGCUCAAAAGUACCGUAUCCAACCGUCACGAUUUCAGAUCCUGGAUUGAAAAGGAAUUGAUAAGCCUUCCCAAAGUCCACGAAAAACUUAUCAGCCGAGGCACUGUUGAUCUUUCAGCAAAGCCUGAUUCCGCCGCAAUCCAGGAAGACGCCAUGCUAAGAGCUUUCGGGUACUCAUUUGAGCAAGUUAGUUUGCUACUUGCACCCAUGGCUUCCGACGAGAAAGAGGCUCUCGGAUCGAUGGGAAAUGAUUCACCACUAGCAUGUUUGGCACAAGCUCCUCGAUUGCUUUACGAGUAUUUCCGACAGCUCUUUGCUCAGGUCACAAAUCCCCCAAUUGACCCUAUCAGAGAAGCUAUUGUCAUGUCGUUGGAUUGCUACGUUGGACCCCAAGGCAAUUUGCUGGAGAUGGAUGCUUCUCAGUGUAGCCGAUUACAUCUCCCAACUCCCGUUCUAUCCAUUCCGGAGCUCAAUGCCUUGAAGAAUAUCAAUCAGCUCCAUUCAUCAUGGACCGUCAAGGUCAUUGAUCUGACAUUUCCAAAAUCUCAAGGGGUUCAUGGUUAUAUCAACCAUCUAGACAGCAUUUGCGACCAAGCUACGGCUGCCAUCGAAAACAAGGACCGAAUCAUUAUUCUUUCUGACCGAGCCACAUCGGCCGAUCGUGUUCCUGUCUCUGCGCUUCUUGCGUCUGGUAUGGUCCAUCACCAUCUCGUCAACAACAAGUGGCGAUCUCAUGCAGCUCUGGUCGUUGAGACCGCUGAAGCACGUGAAGUCCACCAUAUGUGUGUUUUGGUGGGCUACGGUGCGGAUGCUGUCAAUCCUUAUCUCGCUAUGGAAUGUAUCUUAAAGCUGAACCGGGAAGGUUUGAUUCGAAAGAAACUCACUGAUGAGACUCUCAUCCGCAACUAUAAAUACUCCGCCGAUGGAGGCAUUCUCAAGGUUAUGAGUAAGAUGGGAAUUUCUACCCUGGCCAGUUACAAAGGUGCUCAGAUUUUCGAAGCACUUGGUGUUGAUGACACCGUAGUUGACCGCUGUUUCAAGGGAACUGCAACCAGAAUUAAGGGUAUCACUUUCGAGCAAAUUGCCGAGGAUGCGUUCCGAUUCCACGAGAAGGGUUUCCCAUCCCGAUAUACCGUCAGCGUUCCGGGUCUGGUUGAAUCUGGCGAGUACCACUGGCGUGAUGGUGGAGAACCACACAUUAAUGACCCCACCUCAAUUGCCAAUAUUCAAGAUGCCGUACGAACCAAGAACGAUAAGUCUUAUGAAGCAUACUCACUCUCCGAGUAUGAACAAAUCAAGGCAUGUACCCUCCGUGGUCUGCUUGACUUCAAGUUCGAAGAAGCAAAUCCAGUACCAAUUGACCAGGUUGAGCCUUGGACAGAAAUUGUACGAAGAUUCUGUACUGGAGCUAUGUCUUACGGUUCCAUCUCGAUGGAAUCCCACUCCACCAUUGCCAUCGCCAUGAACCGCCUCGGUGGAAAGUCCAACACAGGUGAAGGUGGUGAGGAUCCAGAGCGUUCCGAGAGGAUGGCAAAUGGAGAUACCAUGCGUUCUGCUAUCAAACAAAUUGCUUCAGGUCGAUUUGGUGUUACCUCAAACUACCUUGCUGAUUCCGAUGAGUUGCAAAUCAAGAUGGCUCAAGGUGCCAAACCCGGAGAGGGUGGAGAGCUUCCGGGACACAAAGUCUCAAAGUCCAUUGCCCGAACUCGUCACUCUACUCCUGGUGUCGGUCUUAUCUCACCUCCACCCCACCACGACAUUUAUUCCAUUGAGGAUCUGAAGCAGUUGAUCUAUGAUCUCAAGUGUUCUAACCCACGUGCCAGAGUAUCUGUCAAGCUUGUCUCGGAGACUGGUGUUGGUAUCGUUGCUUCUGGAGUGGCCAAGGCAAAGGCCGAUCACAUCUUGAUCUCUGGUCACGAUGGUGGAACCGGUGCUUCUCGAUGGACUGGCAUUAAGUAUGCUGGUCUUCCUUGGGAACUUGGUCUUGCUGAAACCCACCAAACUUUGGUUCUGAAUGAUCUUCGAGGACGUGUUGUUGUGCAGACUGAUGGUCAACUUCGUACUGGUAGAGACGUUGCAAUUGCUUGUCUGCUUGGUGCUGAAGAAUGGGGCUUCGCCACUACCCCUCUCAUUGCCAUGGGCUGUAUCCUUAUGCGCAAGUGUCACUUAAAUACGUGCCCUGUUGGUAUCGCCACUCAAGAUCCUGAGCUACGAAAGAAGUUUCAGGGAACACCUGAGCAUGUCAUCAACUUCUUCUAUUAUAUUGCCAAUGAACUCAGAGCAAUCAUGGCACAACUCGGAUUCCGAACUAUCAAUGAGAUGGUGGGCCAUGCCGAGUGUUUACGAGUCCGUGAAGACUUGCGUACCCCAAAGACUCAAAACAUCGACUUAUCGUUGAUUCUCACUCCAGCACACAAGCUGAGACCCGGAGUAGCUACAUUUAACGUCCGCAAGCAAGACCACCGCCUCUACGUCCGAUUGGAUAACAAGCUCAUCUCAGAAGCCGAGUUGACUCUUGACAAGGGCUUGCCCUCCAGGAUUGAGUGCGACAUCGUCAAUACUGAUCGUGCUAUGGGCACUUCACUCUCUUACCAAAUUUCCAAGCGAUAUGGUGAAAAGGGUCUCCCAAUGGACACUGUUCAUGUCAAUAUCAAGGGUUCAGCCGGUCAAUCUUUCGGUGCAUUCUGUGCUCCUGGUGUCACGUUGGAGCUAGAAGGUGAUGCCAAUGAUUAUGUCGGGAAGGGUCUGUCUGGUGGGCGCCUAAUUGUGUACCCUCCUCGGGCUGCUGUAUUCAAGGCCGAAGAGAAUGUGAUAGUUGGAAACGUCUGUCUAUACGGUGCUACCAGUGGUACCUGUUUCUUCCGCGGUAUUGCUGCUGAGCGAUUUGCUGUCAGAAACUCCGGUGCAACUGCUGUCGUCGAGGGUGUUGGAGACCAUGGGUGCGAGUACAUGACAGGAGGUCGUGUGCUUGUUCUUGGAAGCACGGGUCGCAAUUUUGCUGCCGGUAUGUCCGGUGGUAUUGCCUACAUCCUCGACAUCCAACAGGAUUUCAUGUCAAAGCUGAAUCCUGAAAUGGUUGAAGCAUCUGGCCUGGAUGACCCAGAGGAAAUCGCCUAUGUUCGCAGCUUGAUCGAAGACCACCACCAUUACACUGGCUCAGAGCUCGCCGCUCGUAUUUUGCUGGACUUCAACCGAGCUUUGCCUCGAUUUGUCAAGGUCUUGCCUGUUGAUUACAAGCGCAUUUUGGAGGAAGAAAAGAUAAAGGCAGCUGAAGCAAGGCGUGCCAAGUACGCACUUCCAAUACUCCCAGGACACCAAGCCCGCGACGCACAUGUUCACAAAGCGAAGAAGAAGUCUGAUCUUGUAGACAUCGAGGAGUCUAUUGGGGAUGCAGCAGUCGAAAAGAAACGAUCCCUCGUCUUGGACAAGACCAAGGGAUUCAUGAAAUAUCAACGACGAUCCGAGAAAUACCGCUCUGCAAAGACUCGAACAAAGGAUUGGGCUGAGCUUUCCAAGCGACUUGAUGAAGACGAACUCAAAUACCAGGCCGCUCGUUGUAUGGAUUGUGGUGUUCCCUUCUGUCAAUCUGACUCCGGAUGUCCAAUUUCCAAUAUCAUUCCCAAAUGGAACGAAUUAAUUUUCCAAGGUCAAUGGAGAGAUGCUUUGAACCGUUUGCUAAUGACCAACAACUUCCCCGAGUUCACUGGUCGUGUUUGCCCGGCACCAUGCGAAGGAGCUUGUGUUCUUGGUAUCAACGAGGAUCCCGUGGGAAUCAAGUCCAUUGAAUGUGCUAUAAUCGAUCGCGGAUUUGACAUGGGAUGGAUGAUUCCACAACCUCCAAAGGUUCGAACGGGCAAGACUGUCGCCAUCAUUGGUUCUGGCCCUGCUGGCCUAGCAUGUGCCGAUCAACUGAACAAAGCUGGACACCAAGUCACAGUGUACGAGCGAGCUGACCGUGCCGGUGGUUUACUCAUGUAUGGUAUCCCUAAUAUGAAACUUGACAAGAAGAUUGUCAAGCGUCGUACCGACUUCAUGGAAGCUGAGGGAAUCAUCUUCAAGACCGGAGUUGCAAUUGGAGAAGACAUUACUCUCACUGAUCUUAAGGCGGAGAAUGACGCCGUGGUCAUUGCUACUGGUGCCACUGUUGCUCGAGACCUACCCAUCAAGAACCGUAACCUCGAGGGCAUUCACUUCGCUAUGCAAUUCUUGCACAAGAACACAAAAUCUCUUCUUGACUCCGAGCUUCAGGACGGUGAGUACAUCUCAGCCAAGGGCAAGAACGUUGUCGUCAUUGGAGGUGGAGAUACUGGAAAUGAUUGUAUUGGCACAUCUGUUCGUCAUGGCGCCAAGUCUGUCACCAACUUUGAGUUGCUUCCUCAGCCACCGAAUGAGCGUGCUCGCGACAAUCCAUGGCCACAAUGGCCACGUAUCUAUCGCAUUGAUUACGGACACACUGAAGUCAAGCAACACAUGGGUCAAGACCCUCGUGAAUUCUGUGUCAUGUCUGAGGAGUUUGUCGAUGAUGGUAGCGGAAAAGUGAAGGGCAUCAACACCAUUCGCGUUGAGUGGACCAAGUCUUCAUCUGGUGGUUGGGACAUGAAGAAAAUUGAAGGGUCGCAGCAAUUCUUCCCAGCUGAGCUCGUACUGCUGUCGAUGGGUUUCUUGGGUCCAGAGGAUCGUGUUCUAGGUGAUGAGGUGGAGAAGGAUGGUCGCAAGAACGUCAAGACUCCGCCUGGAAAAUACCACACCAAUCUCGAGGGCGUUUUCGCUGCUGGUGAUUGUCGCCGUGGUCAAUCUCUGAUCGUCUGGGGUAUCAACGAAGGACGACAGUCUGCCCGCGAGGUCGACAUGUACCUCGAGGGAUCUACUAGUCUCCCCGUCACUGGUGGAAUUGUCAAGCGCACUGCGGAGCAGAUUCUUGGGCCUAAGAAGCAUGCUACACGAACCCCCGCCCAAGUUGAACUAGCAGUGGCUUGA